UUUGAGAACUAUCGUAAAGAUACAAACCUUCCUGGUGAAUUAUCUGAUAUUUCAAACCCAAAGCAACUUGAAGAAAAGCUUUGUAAAUACUUUACUGUAUGCCGUAAGACUAAUGGUAACGAAUAUUCUGUCGCAUCUCUUCAAUCUGCAAUUAAUACAUUAAAUCGGUAUUUUAAUGGUGAGACAAGUAAAUUAAAACCAAUUGACCUAAAUGACAAAAAGGCGCACCCUGAUCUUUGGCGUACAUUAAAUGGAAAAAUUAAAACAUUGUCUUCAAGUGGGUUUGGUGAAUCAAAUGGUUCUGAUGCUUUAACAAUUGAUAAAGUUCAACAAAUUUUAUCGCAUUCUCAAACGUCAAGACUUAAUCCCCAAGGAUUACUAAAUAGAGUUUUCUUUUUUAAUGCACUUUGUCUUGGUCUACGUGUAAUAUCAUGUGAUAUCGAUAUUUCUGGUCGUAAGAUUACUAAUCAAACUGGGCGCAAAACCUUAAUUCAAAUUCUAAAAGCGCUUGGAUUAUUUGAUUAUGAAACAAUGUCAAUUUCACGCCAUAAAUCACUAAAAGGAUUAGCAUCUUAUGAAUGUCCAAUUAAUCAUGUACAAGAACUUGGAUAUAAAGCUUUAGAUAAAGCGAUUAAUUAUGAAAAAGUAAAUGAAUCAUUUGUAGCCGCAAGUACACAUAAAAAUGAAUUAUCAGGCUUCGUAUCAGCAUCGUCAUUGUAUCAAGGUUAA
Molecule: messenger RNA, 729 nt
Organism: Racocetra persica
Lineage: Eukaryota; Fungi; Glomeromycota; Glomeromycetes; Diversisporales; Gigasporaceae
Source: the annotation of a GenBank genome assembly